GAACCCAUAAACCCCAUCUCGCCACUCUCCUCAGUGACCCAUGAUCACUCCGCUUUAGUGCUUCAUACAUUUGAAAGAUGAAUGCCAAAAUUAUGGUGGACAAUACACUCAAUCAAAUUCUACGAGUUCUGAAACCCUCACUCGAGGAUUGGGAAACACGACUGAGGAUCCUUCAGUAUUUACAAGGAGCUGUUGAAUCUGUAGAGGGUUUAAGAGGAGCAAUUGUGGAGCCAUUUGGAUCAUUCGUGUCUAAUCUGUAUGCUUGCUGGGGAGACUUGGAUAUUUCAAUCGAGUUUUCCAAAGGCUCGUAUAUUUCAGAAUAUGGGAAAAAGCACAAAGAACAAUUACUAGGAGUUGUAAUGAGAGCUAUGAAACAGAGUGGUGGAUGGAAAAGGUUUCAAUUUAUACCCACUGCCAGAGUUCCCCUUUUAAAGGUCGAAAGUUAUCUCCAAAAUAUCUCUUGUGAUAUAUCAAUCAAUAAUCUGAAGGGACAAAUGAAAUCCAAACUCUUGUUUUGUAUUGGUGAGAUAGAUGGGCGCUUCCGUGAUAUGGUUUUACUGGUAAAGGAAUGGGCAAAAUCACAACAUAUGAAUAAUCCGAGAUUGGGGUCUUUCAAUUCAUACGCCCUCACUUUGCUUGUGGUCUUCCACUUUCAGACAUGUACACCUGCAAUUUUGCCACCUCUUAAAGAUAUAUAUCCAGGGAAUCUCACGGAUGAUCUUCAAGGCUUGAGGGCAGAUGCAGAAAAACGUAUUGAAGAGACAUGUGUUGCUAACGUAACAAGGUUUAAAUCAGACAAAUUUGGAGCAGUAAACACAAGUUCAUUGUCACAGCUUUUCAUUUCAUUUCUUGAGAAGUUUUCGGACCUUGUUUUGAAAACAAGAAAGUCAGGGAUUUGCCCAUAUACCGGACAGUGGGAAGACAUAGCAAGCAAUAUGACAUGGUUGCCCCAAACAUAUACCAUAAUGAUUGAAGAUCCCUUUGAUCAGCCAGAAAACUGUUCAAGGGCUGUUAGCAUGGGAGAAUUGACAAAGAUAUCUGAAGCUUGUAAGAUGAGCAGCCACAUACUCAUGUCAGCUAAUCAGAGUGACAUUCUUGCCACACUAGUCCGACCCCUAACCUACCGUCUAGUGGCAGGAACACCUCACUACCCGUUUGAGCAUCACCACACAGCUUAUCCACAACGUUUCAUGACUGAGAGUCCACAUUCAAGAACACCUAGGGGCAAUUAUGCCAGGCAACCACAUCGUCCUCAGGUGCAUAAAUGGGCACAGAAACCCUCACAAGUGCAGCCUCACUUUCAGAAGAUGGAGCCAGAAAAACAUCCUGACAAGUCCACCUUUCAAGAGAUGAAGCCAGAAAACCAUCCCAACAGGUCCACCAAUGAAAACUCAACUCUAGAGACAUCUCAGGACUGUGCAUGCGGAAUGUGUAUGCUUGGGGAGUACAUUCAGUAGGCUCAUCUCCAAGGUCCCAUGAUUGGAUUCAUAUAUGCUCGAUAAAAAGUAUACAUUAUGUAGGAUUCAGGAACAGUCUGUAGGCACGUUAUGUUUAGAUAUCAGUUAGUCUUGUGUGGCAUCAAUAUCUCUGAGCUGAACUGGAUUUGCGUAGAUUUUGAUUGCCAUGCGCCCCCAAAUGUGACCUGAACCUUAAAGUUGAAGAAAAGGUAUCUACUAUUU
Messenger RNA from Fragaria vesca subsp. vesca, 1679 nucleotides. Its product is annotated as poly(A) RNA polymerase, mitochondrial-like. The record is from RefSeq and is a predicted model, not a curated record. Gene Ontology annotation, molecular function: RNA uridylyltransferase activity. The coding region runs from base 78 to 1457 and encodes 459 amino acids. NCBI's taxonomy places the organism in Eukaryota, Viridiplantae, Streptophyta, Magnoliopsida, Rosales, Rosaceae. The transcript is spliced from 9 exons.